Molecule: messenger RNA, 2109 nt
Organism: Lodderomyces theae
Lineage: Eukaryota; Fungi; Ascomycota; Pichiomycetes; Serinales; Debaryomycetaceae
Gene: NOC2
Product: mRNA-binding ribosome synthesis protein
Exons: 1
Coding region: 1-2109 (702 amino acids)
Biological process (GO): ribosomal large subunit biogenesis
Cellular component (GO): Noc2p-Noc3p complex; nucleoplasm; nucleolus
Source: RefSeq, a predicted model, not a curated record
AUGGGGAAGACGUCUAAGCAGACAAAGAAGUUUCAAAACAAGCACUUGAAGCAUACGAUUGAACAUCGUAAGAAGGCGCAGGACUUCAAGAAAAAGGCUGCAAUGAGAAAGAAAGGUGGAGGAGCCAAAGAGGAACCACAAGUCGAGGCAGUUAAAGAUGAUACGAAGAAUUUUGGAGAAAUGUCAGUGGACGACUUCUUUGCUGGCGGCUUUGAGAUACCAAAAGGAAUGGAAAAGAGCAAGAAGAAAUUGGAGGACUCAGACGACGAUGCAUCGCUGUCAGAUGAAUCUUCUGAAGAUGAGGAGGAUAUGAAAAAGAACCUUGAAAAUUUGGAAAAACAGGACCCUGAAUUCUACAAGUAUUUGAAAGAGAACGAUAACCAGCUUUUGGACUUUGAAGGAGUCAACCCAUUGGAGGCAAUGAGUGAAGACGAAGAAGAAGAAGAAGACGAGGAGGAGGAGGUAGUUGAUGAAGAUGAUGACAAGGAAGUCACAAACAAAGGUGGUGCAGACAAAGAUGCAACCAAGUCCGGGAAUAAGGUGGAGAUCACUACAAAGCUUGUUGAAAAAUGGGGCACACAGUUGGAAAAGCCUACAGCUAAGGUUAUUAGAAACAUUGUUAGUGCAUUUAAAGCCGCGGUGAAUAUUAAUAGUGGGGAGGACUACAAGUAUUCCGUAGUAGAUCCAAAGGCAUUCACUGAGUUGAUGUUAUUGGUUUUGAAAAAGGUGCCCAUUGCCGUGCAAAGUGUUGUUAAAUACAAAACAAAGCAAGGCGUUAGAACAAUUCCUCAAAAUGCACAAGCCACUCAAAUCGGAUCUAUUUUGAAGAACCACGCAAGCUCAUAUAUCACUUUGCUCAAGGACAUUACCAAUACGGAGACAGCAGCUAUAAUUUUAGCUUCGCUUUAUGAAGUAUUCCCUUAUUACUUGUCUCAUCGUCGGUUGUUGAAGCAAAUCAUUACUGCUGUGGCCAAUGUUUGGGCCAGCUCCAAUGACACGGAUACACAAAUUGCUUCUUUUGCUUUUAUCAACAAUGUGGUCAGGGAAUACCCGAAAUCCAUUUUGGAAACCGUUCUCAAAAUCUCCUACUCGACGCUUUUACAACAUUGCAGAAAAACCAACGCUCACACAAUUUCCAGAAUUAAUUUCUGCAAAAACUCAUUAGCCGAACUAUUCAGUGUCGAUGAAAAGAUUGGAUAUCAAAUUGGAUUUGAGUAUGUCAGACAGCUUGCUAUACAUUUGAGAAACAGCGUAAACGGAAAAGGAGGUUUCGUGACAAUUUACAAUUGGCAGUACUGCCAUUCCCUUGAUUUUUGGUCAAGAGUAUUGACAAUCUGCAAAGAGGAGUCAUCAUUAAGGCAGCUUAUUUACCCCUUGGUGCAAGUUUCGCUAGGAGCUAUCAGAUUGAACCCAACCGCCCAGUUUUUUCCCUUGCGCUUUUAUUUGAUAAGGUCUCUUUUGAGAUUGUCAAAUACAGGAGUUUACAUACCGUUAUUUCCAUUAUUGUAUGAGGUCUUAUCUUCAACCGCCAUCACAAAAUCACCAAAACCUUCCACAUUGCAAAUUGUUGAUUUCGAACACAACAUCAAAGUGAAUCAAGCUUAUUUGGGAACCAAAAUCUACCAAGAUGGUUUAUGUGAGCAAUUUAUCGAGUUGACUUCGGAAUUUUUUGGUUUAUUUGCAAAAAGCAUUGCGUUUCCUGAGUUGAUAACCCCUGCUGUUCUUGGCUUGAAAAGAUUUACCAAAAAGUCCAAAAAUGUCAAGUUUAAUAAACAAUUGAGUCAAUUGAUUGAGAAGCUCAAUGCAAAUGCUCAAUUGAUUUCAAGCAAAAGAUCAAAUGUUGAGUUUGGUCCAAGUGAUAAGAGAGAGGUUAAAGAGUUCCUCAAUAAUCUAAACUGGGAAAAGACCCCUCUUGGACAGUAUAUUGUGGUUCAAAGACAGCAGAAGGAGGAAAGGCUUAGAUUGUUUAAAGAGGCCCAAGAGGAGGAGGAAAAGGCGAAGGAAGAAAAGAAAAGAAAAGAGGAGAAGGAAGAAGAAGAAGAAGACGAAGAGCUAGCACAUCUAGAGGAUGACGAAGAUGCGCUGGAGAAUGAAGAUAUGCUGGAUUGA